This is a messenger RNA of Erigeron canadensis, 764 nucleotides long. RefSeq names its product 40S ribosomal protein S10-1-like. The record is from RefSeq and is a predicted model, not a curated record. Gene Ontology annotation, molecular function: structural constituent of ribosome; RNA binding. Lineage: Eukaryota; Viridiplantae; Streptophyta; Magnoliopsida; Asterales; Asteraceae. The transcript is spliced from 5 exons. Bases 98 to 622 code for a protein of 174 amino acids. Gene Ontology annotation, cellular component: cytosolic small ribosomal subunit.
AAAAUCAACAAUACGGUUUUUGUAGGGUUUGAAAUACUCUGUUGCUGACCCAUAACCGAUAUUCCUCCUCCGCCGUUUGCCACCACCACCACCAACCAUGAUCAUCCCUGACAAAAAUCGCAAGGCCAUUUCCAAGUACCUCUUUCAAGAGGGUGUAUGUUUUGCAAAGAAAGACUACAACUUGGCAAAACACCCAGAAAUAGAUGUCCCAAAUUUGCAAGUAAUUAAGCUCAUGCAAAGCUUUAAGUCAAAGGAAUAUGUCAAAGAAACAUUUGCAUGGAUGCAUUACUAUUGGUUUCUUACUAAUGAUGGCAUUGAGUUUUUGAGAACUUAUUUGAACCUUCCUUCCGACAUUGUCCCUGCUACUCUUAAGAAGUCUGCUAAGCCCCUUGGUCGCCCCUCCGGUGCCCCCCCUCGCGGUCCGCCGAGAUUUGAUGGAGAUAGGCCGAGGUUUGGUGAUAGGGAUGGAUAUAGAGGUGGGCCGAGAGGGCCUCCCGGUGAAUUUGGUGGCGAAAAGGGUGGUGCUCCUGCUGAUUACCAGCCUGCUUUUAACAGGGGUGCUGGUGGAAGACCCAGUUUUGGCCGUGGAGGAGGUGGUGCACCCCCCAGCUCAAGCUCUUAAAUAUUCUUGCAGUUUUUGCAGAUUUUAGCCGAACUUAAAACUAUAAAUUAGUUUUUUUUUAAUGUCGUUAUAACUUUCUAUUGUAAUUGCACCGAGUGUUAUAAUUUUACAAUUUUGACAAUUUAUGGAUUCCAUUUUCCCA